Molecule: messenger RNA, 1383 nt
Organism: Euleptes europaea (tarantolino)
Lineage: Eukaryota; Metazoa; Chordata; Lepidosauria; Squamata; Sphaerodactylidae
Gene: FOXD2
Product: forkhead box D2
Exons: 1
Coding region: 1-1383 (460 amino acids)
Biological process (GO): regulation of transcription by RNA polymerase II; cell differentiation; anatomical structure morphogenesis
Molecular function (GO): DNA-binding transcription factor activity, RNA polymerase II-specific; RNA polymerase II cis-regulatory region sequence-specific DNA binding
Source: RefSeq, a predicted model, not a curated record
AUGACCCUGGGCUGCAGCGGCGGGAGCAGCAGACCGCGCGGCUUGCCGGCGGCGCCCUCGCCCGAGGAGGAGGAGGCGGAGGAAGAGGAGGAGGAGGAGGAGGACGAGGCGCUCUCCGACCUGGAGGACGGCGACAUCGACGUGGUGGGCCCCGCGCACGACCAUGGCCCGGCCACGUUCAGCGAGGAGGACGACGAGGAGGACGACGACGAGGGCGACCUGCGCCUCCGGCCCCCGGCCCCGGCCCGGGGGGAGCUCUCGCCGGCUCCGGCGGGCCCGGAGCCCGCGCCGGGGGACGGCCCGCAGCCCGCCCCGUCGGCCGCAGCGCCUCCGGCCGCGCCGGCGGCCUCGUCGUCGGGCGGCGCCGCGCCGGCCUCGGGGGCCGCGGGCGGCAAGAACCCGCUGGUGAAGCCGCCCUACUCGUACAUCGCGCUCAUCACCAUGGCCAUCCUGCAGAGCCCCAAGAAGCGGCUGACGCUGAGCGAGAUCUGCGAGUUCAUCAGCGGCCGCUUCCCCUACUACCGGGAGAAGUUCCCCGCCUGGCAGAACUCCAUCCGCCACAACCUGUCGCUCAACGACUGCUUCGUCAAGAUCCCCCGCGAGCCGGGCAACCCGGGCAAGGGCAACUACUGGACCCUCGACCCCGAGUCGGCCGACAUGUUCGACAACGGCUCCUUCCUGCGCCGCAGGAAGCGCUUCAAGCGGCAGCAGCAGCAGCUCCACCCGCAGCCGCCCGACCUCCUCCUGCGCGCCGCCGCCGCCGCCGCCGACCCGGCCGCCUUCCUCCCCGGCUUCGCCUACGGACCUUACGGCUACAACUACGGGCUCCAGCUGCAGAGCUUCCACCACCACCACCACCACCACCACCACCCGGCGGGAGGCGGCGGCGGGGCGGCGGCGGCGGCCGCGGGGACUUUCCCCUUCCAGCCGCCGCCUUGCGCCCUGCCCGCGCCGCCCGGCCCCGCCGCCUCGGCGGCCGCCCCGUCCGUCUUCCCCGGCGGCCUCUCGUCUUUCCUGGGCGGCGAGCUGAGCUGCAGGAAGGCCUUCUACCCGGCCGGCCAGCUCAGCCCCACCGCCUCCCUCCUGCAGAGCCUUAAGACGGACCAGGGGGCCGGCGGCAGGCCGUCCUUUUCCAUAGACAACAUCAUCGGGGGCGGCGGCGGCGGCGGCGCGGCCCCCCCGCCCGCCAGCAGCGCCGCCAGCACCGCGCCCGCCUCGCCUUUCCCGGCGGGCCACGGCGGGGGCCAGGCGCAGGUCCUGGCCAUGCUCUCCCCGGCCCUGACGCCCAUCCCCAGCCACUUGAGCCUCACCCACGAUCCCCUCCUGCAGUCCGGACAGAACUUUGCCAGCAAACUCACAAACCUCAACAGCUGCCCUUUCUAA